Messenger RNA from Tripterygium wilfordii, 3011 nucleotides. RefSeq lists its product as uncharacterized. Gene Ontology annotation, cellular component: cytoplasm. The transcript has 4 exons. Bases 559 to 2511 code for a protein of 650 amino acids. NCBI's taxonomy places the organism in Eukaryota, Viridiplantae, Streptophyta, Magnoliopsida, Celastrales, Celastraceae. Gene Ontology annotation, molecular function: protein binding. The record is from RefSeq and is a predicted model, not a curated record.
AUUAGAAAGUAGCCCCGGAAAAGGGAGAAAUUUCGUUUGAAGUAAAACCGUUUGUUUUUGGGCUAUCUGUUAAUCAACUUCUACUGCUUCACAAAUUUAUCUUUCGCUUCUCUCUCCUUGGGUAGGCGAAAGACUUUGUUGCAGUCACUCCUUCCGAAUUUCCUUUUGUGGAUCGUUAUUCAUUUCCAGUGAUAUCAGUUCUUCUCUGUAAUUUGCUUAAAUGGGAGCCUUUUGUUGCUUUCUUGUAUUCCUUUCUUGAUUCUGCGUCCUUUUUUGCCCGAUUUCCCACCUGGGUUUUUGUUUUCUGAACUGUAUUUUAUUUUCUUAAUUUUAGCUUUUCAUUAAAAAAAAAAAUUGUCUCACAACCCCCACAUGGAUGUUAUUGGGUUUGUCUGAUCUGGAUUGGAUCACAAAGAUCUCUCUCUAGAGGGGGGAGAGAGGUGGGGUAGGGUGGGGUUCCUGUACUUGCGUCUCUUUUCGGAGCUGUCUUCAAUUCUUUAGGGGGUUAACGAAGAAGCAAAAAGGAGGAGAAGGAGAAGAAGAAGAUACUCCUGAGGCAUGGCGGGUAUGGAGGUUUCAAGGUAUGCCCAUAGCCCUGUGCAUAAGGCUAUUUCCAUGAGAGAUUAUGCUGGUCUCAAAAGGAUACUGGCCAGUCUACCCCGGCUUUGUGACCCUGCAGAGAUUCGUACUGAAGCGUCUUCACUGGCCGAGGAGGAGAAGGCUGAUGCAGUCGCUGCUGUCAUUGAUAGGCGUGAUGUCCCAAAUCGUGACACCCCUCUCCACUUGGCUGUGAAACUUGGUGACGAGACUUCCGUUGAAAUGCUUAUGGUUGCGGGUGCGGAUUGGAGCUUGCAAAAUGAGCACGGAUGGAGUGCACUCCAAGAAGCAAUUUGCAAUAGAGAAGAAAGAAUUGCCAUGAUCAUAGUUAGACAUUACCAGCCUUUGGCAUGGGGAAAAUGGUGUAGAAGGUUGCCUCGCUUGGUGGCGACCAUGCGGAGGAUGAGGAACUUCUACAUGGAAAUCACAUUCAAUUUUGAGAGUUCUGUAAUACCUUUCAUUUCCAGGAUUGCCCCCUCAGAUACUUACAAAAUAUGGAAGACGGGUGCAAAUUUAAGGGCAGAUAUGACUCUGGCGGGUUUUGAUGGUUUUAGAAUUCAACGUUCAGAUCAAAGUGUCCUUUUCUUUGGUGAUGGGUCUGAGGAUGGCAAGGUCCCUCCUGGAUCACUCUGCAUGAUCUCGCACAAGGAUAAGGAGAUUAUGAAUGCUUUGGAUGGUGCUGGUUCUCAAGCUUCUGCAGAAGAGGUUCGACAAGAAGUGGCUGCAAUGUCUCAGACUAAUAUAUUCAGACCUGGUAUUGAUGUGACUCAAGCAGUUCUUUUGCCACAGUUGACUUGGAGGAGACAGGAGAAAAUGGAAAUGGUAGGGCCAUGGAAAGCUAAGGUAUAUGAUAUGCACAAUGUGAUUAUUAGCAUAAAAUCCAGGAGGGUCCCAGGAGCAAUGACAGAUGAUGAGUUCUUUCAAUCUUGCAACGCAAAUGAAACAGCAGAGAGUGAGGAUCUUGAUGAGAUUUUGACAGAAGAGGAGAGAAGACAACUUGAAGUUGCACUGAAAUUAGAUUCAUCAGAUGAAAAUGCUGAUGGGAUUAUUCCACAUCGCCACAGUUACUAUGAGCCGAGGGAGAUUCCUUCAGAAGAUGUAAAUGGAUUUAGAAAUGAAGAGACUAGGAAUGAAAAGAAAGGAUGGUUUGGUGGAUGGAGGAAACGGGAUCCGAAAGUUGAAGAGCAGAAAAAAGGUGCCCCUCCAAGAAGUUCUGUAAGCAAAGAUGAGGGGGCUGAUGAUCUACUAGGAGAAUCUUCAUCUAGUAGUUGGACCAAACCGGGGCGACAUUCUGUGGAAAUUGUGACGAGGGAUGAGCACCGGAAAGGGAGGGAUACCAAAGCAUCCAUGCCCUCAAGUUCUACUAGUGGAAGUCGGCGGAAAGAAGGAAGCCGUGAAAAUGAGUAUAAGAAAGGCUUGCGGCCUAUUCUAUGGCUUUCCCCACACUUUCCCUUACAAACUGAAGAACUCCUCCCCUUGCUUGAUAUACUCGCAAAUAAGGUUAAGGCAAUUCGUCGCUUAAGAGAGCUGCUCACAACAAAACUUCCUACGGGAACUUUCCCAGUCAAGGUUGCUAUCCCAGUGGUUCCCACCAUCAGAGUACUGGUUACGUUUACAAAGUUUGAAGAAUUGCAACCGGUGGAUGAAUUUAGUACGCCUCCUUCCAGCCCUACUGCCGUGGGUCAAGAGAGCCCUGCAGUGACACAAUCCUUCUCUAGUUCAUCAUGGUUUCAGUGGAUAAAGGCCCCAUACCACCGGCCUAGCUCAUCUGGUAUUGAUUCGAACGGUAGGAUAGCAAAUAUUGAAGACCCAUUUGCAAUUCCUGCGGAUUAUAAUUGGGUUACAGCUGAAGCAAAGAAAAAGAAGAUGCAGGAGAAGAACAAGUUGAAGAAAGCGAAAAGUCAGAAUCAAUGAGGCUGAUUUAGAAGAGACACACUAAGCAUGAUCAUAGCAUGUGGUGGUCGAGGGAUGCCACCAAAUAAUUCAUACAACAUCGAGCGCAACCAUUGCAGCCGCCGAGGUCGAGGUCGGCCACCGAAGAAGUGCAAUCUCAAAGCGAUACCACCGGCGUUAGGGUUUGUUCGAGAAAAGUUGAUAAGAAAACCUAGAAUCAGAAUAAGGACUAAUCCUCAUGUAAUAGCGGAUAUUGAUGCUUCUAUUGAGUCUCAAGUUAGAGAUCAUAUGAUUAAUUGGCAUAAGAGAAAGAGAAGCGAGGUUAGAGAAUGCGAGGACUGGAAUUUGCGACAGUCAUCAUCUUCCCCGUCGAGUUAUUCGUUGACGAAGACAAAUUCACCAUUAACUUGUCUCUUUGAGAUUCCGGGACCAAUCCCGGAUGUUGUUGAUAUUAUACAAGAUGAAAGGCUCUUUGUGGAUUUUUGGAGAGAUAUAUCAGAAGAUGAUUAGGGUUUCUUUGA